Medioppia subpectinata is the source of this 774-nucleotide messenger RNA. NCBI's taxonomy places the organism in Eukaryota, Metazoa, Arthropoda, Arachnida, Sarcoptiformes, Oppiidae. The record is from the annotation of a GenBank genome assembly.
UAUUUAUCAGGAUCAAUGUUUGCCAAUUAUUUACCUGCCGAUAUAAACGUAUACGCUCUAGCUGCGAGCCGACCAGAUGAAUAUGGUGCCCAAUAUAGUUAUGAUUAUUUACGUAGAGCUUUUACCGCAUCAUACUUUGCCACAAUGUGGUUUGAAAAUAGUCAGAUCUAUUACCUUGACAUGGAGUCCCUUAAUGACCAAUACCAAUACAUUGCUGAUCGGUCCAAUUUAACCAUAUCUGGUUGGUGGCCACCUGGCACAAAUACUACAUUUGUAAUGGAUUGGACUCAGCAUGCUCAACAAUAUGGCGAUAAACAUAUUGGUCAACAGCAUGUUUCAGAGUAUAUGGGUAAAUUACAUUCCGGUGUAAACUAUGCGAUUGACUCUGAAGUGCCAGAAUUGGCUGAUUUGGCAGACAAUAGGAAUGUGUCCAUACAUUUAGCACAAAUGAAUAUCGCAUUAUCUGAGGAUAUCGAUGAAAAACUACGAACAUUGUUUAGCUCUUCGGCGUGGAGUACAGUAUUGUUUGGGAAUAAUACGACCUCUAAUGUAAAGUACCUUUACUGUGACAUGAUCGCCAGUAUAGUGUUUGGGCACUCCGUGGUAAACAUCGGUGCCAUUACCAUGGUUUACAACAAUGCCAGGCGUAGGGUUGACCGGAUUGUGAGCUACAUUAUCGAUGUGCAUAACAAUUAUAUUUUCAUCGGGAAUACCUUGCGAUCGAACCAAUUGGUACGCGUGCUUUACCUGAACAAAAUAGUUGAGCCAUUCGCC